Molecule: messenger RNA, 630 nt
Organism: Ilyonectria robusta
Lineage: Eukaryota; Fungi; Ascomycota; Sordariomycetes; Hypocreales; Nectriaceae
Exons: 1
Coding region: 1-630 (209 amino acids)
Source: RefSeq, a predicted model, not a curated record
AUGGCAGAGCAGAUUAGGCCCGAAUCACACACAGGACAAGCCUCGGAACCCUGCGAGAAGCAUACCGACGUAUGGCGUUUUAUUUCAAAUGAAAAUGACAUCAAGCUUUUCAAUCGGGCUUUUUCAAACAAAGGAAACGCAUUUUUGAUAGGAAAGGAUCUCGAGUACCUCUACAAUGGUCUGCGCUCAGUGCUAGCAGGAAACCCCCUCCACCGACAUCAUCUGAUUCUGUCUUGGGAGUCUCCCCCGGGAUGGCUCAGGAUAGACUGGAAGGCACAUGAAACGUUUAUGGAGAUCCAUUAUAGGAAUCCCGAUGUUACAUUGAGACACGCAGAGCCGAAUAUGUGGCACGUCAUCGAGGUCGAUGACCUCGCCAACUAUAUUCAAAAAGACUCUGGUAAUCUUCGGACUAAGAUACUCUACUUCAAAGAUGAACGGUUUCGGUUACAUACCGUAGAUCUGAUGUACAAGCCAUCUUCCAACGACGAUCUGGAAGCUACUCAGCAUCAAUAUGCCUUUGAAAUGGAAAAAGAGCACUCCCGGGACUCUCCAGUAACUUUUUACCUGCAGGAGAAAAAUUCUCUCAGCACGCCAAAGAAGCCAAAGAUUCCUUGGCACGAGAGGAACUAG